UUAAUCUGGCUAUGCACGAAGGGUGACUGUGCAAUAAGGGCAGGUAGAUGCCACUAAGGCCACGGACUCGCAGCAUGGUAGUUGCGUAUCACCCAAUAUUCAUACACAAAAAAUGCUGAUUUGUAAUCACAUGAUUUUGUAAAUCCAUUUUAGAUUAUCUGAAUUAGGCCCUGAAUGACCACCACUGCCUGGGGACUCAGCUCCUCACUCGGUACCUAGCUUGCCUGUACAGUAUUACAGAUGGGGGAGAGUUUUUUCUUACAUUUUGUUGAAACAUGGGGGAAAAAACAGUUUUUUUUUGGUCAAAGGCAGUAGUUGUAUAAGUCAUGUUAUGUGGGGGGAUGAGGCUACUGAGCUCCGACUGACACUAUUGGGAAGCAAAUUUUAACAUGAGCCUGCUGUAUAUACAGCAAUGUGUGUCAAAGGUUUGUACCUCCCGGAACGCCGUACAGCAGCCUUGGUUCCCAUAGUAACGGGGGGAGGUUUGUGCUGCGCUGCUCUUCUCCUGGCCGUGGUGGUGGCGACAUUGACAACGGGAGACGGCGGGUGCAGGGCAGAACGUUACGGCCAUAUAAUGUCUGCAAGCUCUAGAGGCCAGUCCAGAAACAAAAGCACUCCGUCUCCUUCAUCCUCUGCGUCUGGAAGCUCCGCCAGCGGUGGCCGUGCGAAACCAAGUGACAAGCUGAAUCCCAAGACUAUAGACCCAUUUGCUGAGCCACAGCGCUACCCGUCUGCCUUCGCUGCUAUAUACUCUAAAGGAGGAAUUCCUUGCAGGCUGGUCCAUGGUUCUGUAAAACACAAGUUGCAGUGGGAGCGUCCUCCAGAAUCCAUACCCUUUGACCCUCUUCUGAUCACUUUAGCUGAGGGUCUCCGAGAAACCAGGCAUCCUUAUACUUUUGUUUCUCAGGAGGGAUUUAAGGAAUUGCUGAUGGUUUCUGGGGCUGCUGAAAAAGCUUUGCCCAUCUUACCCAAACUGGCAGCAGCUUUGAAAAGUGCCCUGAUUCACGCUGAUGGUGGUGUAUUUGAAAGAGGUCUCAAUGGUUUAGUACAGUUAAGUGCUGUUGUGGGACCACCACUUAACAUUCACCUUAAGAAUCUACUAACCAGUCUUGCCAAAAGAUUGAUGGAUAAAAAAUAUAAAGAAGCAGUCACAACUGCUUUACAGAGCUUGGAACAGCAUGGGGGGAAGGAAAGCCUGGGGAUAAUCAAAUCAAAAAUUCCGACUUACUGCUCCAUAUACAGCUGAUAACCGCCCUAUACCUGUUAACAAACAUGGAUUUUACAAUAACGGGCUUAUUGUUGAGAUGAAGAUUUCAUACGGAGACAUGAACCUGGUCUUCACCCUAAACCAUGAUGGCGCCCCUCUCCAGACAACAUAACUUAUUCUUUAGCUUCUCAUUGUUUGAAACAAAUUGAUAUUUUCUGCAUAAUUAUUGGGAAAGGGACUUUGUUUGUGAUUAAAAUCACCAUUGCAAGUGCAUCACACUGCAAACGUCGUCAGCAGUAUACAGCAGUACCAAAGUAUAAGUAAUCGUGCCCUUCCGUGUGAGGGACAUAACAAUUGCAGUCAGUGGGUCCUCUGGCAUGUGGCAUUCUUUCAAUGGAUUUUUAAUUUCCCACUUCUAAAAUUAUAAUGUCUUCAUUACA
Molecule: messenger RNA, 1647 nt
Organism: Pseudophryne corroboree (corroboree frog)
Lineage: Eukaryota; Metazoa; Chordata; Amphibia; Anura; Myobatrachidae
Gene: PACRGL
Product: parkin coregulated like
Exons: 8
Coding region: 413-1246 (277 amino acids)
Source: RefSeq, a predicted model, not a curated record